Molecule: messenger RNA, 3875 nt
Organism: Phymastichus coffea
Lineage: Eukaryota; Metazoa; Arthropoda; Insecta; Hymenoptera; Eulophidae
Gene: Culd
Exons: 11
Coding region: 136-3336 (1066 amino acids)
Molecular function (GO): protein binding
Source: RefSeq, a predicted model, not a curated record
ACGCGCUACGUAACAUAAACUGUACCGCACCGAGCGGCGCCGAAGCUAAGCAAGUUAGCGCCGGCCAGACGGGUUUCUCGAGGCAGCCAGCCGGCACGGGCCAGUCGGCGAAUAUGUGCCGAUUGCUCCGGCGACAUGGUUUCAAUAGGUUCUCACGAACGUAGUCGCGUCAAUGGGCGUGCGCUUGUCAACGCAGCGGCAAGAUCAAGAACGAGAAUGCAGGUGUGCGCCGUGAUGGUUGCGUGCCUGUGGGCCUGGGUGGGCGCUGGCGACGUGAUCCGCAACGAGGACAUAUGCGGACCGCACAACGGCCGACGGCUCUACCUCGAGCUCGGGGAACAAGGCGUCUUGAGCGCCGACAACGUGACGUUCGUCAAGAACUCGCCGCAGCAAGACGCGUCGAGGCCCUACGCCACCAGCAACAGCAGCCACGAUCAGUGCAGCCUUGAGUUGGUCACCUGCCCCUCCUGCGUCAUCACCGUCACCUUCAAAAGCAUUAGCCUUUUACAUCACUGCGGCGAUGGUGGAAUGACCGUCGACAGCCCUUGCAGGUGCGACUACGUGUGGAUAUCGGAACCACCCUACGAGGAUGUGUCCGGCACACCAUUUUGCGGCCACUACGCGCCAAUAACCUACCGCUCCAACACGAGGACACUGUCCAUCGUUCUGCUUUACAGCCAGUCUCACGAGCACGCCUUCAGUCUGGAGUACACGGCUGAAAGGAACCGACUGCUGCUGAAGGGCUCGAACAGCGUAAGCGACAUGUCCAAAUCCAUGAACAAUAGCGGCGGUGGAGUCUUGACCUCGCCGUUCUUCCCGUUGCGUUACCCCCGCGAUCUUGGCAUGGAGUACAUUAUCGCCUGUCCAAGCGAAGCUCCAUCGUGUCAGGUGAGAGUGCUGUUCAGUGACUUUCAGCUUGCUCCGGUGUCCAUCAUGGAGUUCUACGACUGGAAUGGGCAGAGAUUGGACGUGAGCAGCGGGGCCCGCUUCCGACCUCCGAUAAUCGUGUCCACGGGACCGUCGCUGCUGAUCAGAUUCUACGCAAACGGCGGCACGGGUCUCGGCUACAAGGCCUUCUACUCGUUUGUCCCGGUGCUCGCGCACGACAGCCACAGCCAGCCCAUCACCGACUGCGGCGGCUACGUGGAGAACCUGGGCGGCGCUAUCACCAUGAUGGACAUGGUAGGCGAGGGCGUCCAAACCUACGACUGCGUCUGGCUCAUUCGACCACCCAAGAACUUCAUACACGCGAAGACGCACAUGUACCUCAAAGUCAUCACCUUCGCCGACAUGGCGGGAAACACCGAGCUCAUAAUCAAGCAAGGACCAACGUCGGCCCUAAUGCCACUGGAGGUGCUGCGUCAUCCGGUCAGUCAGCUGCAGCCGCCAAAGAUGCGGGAGCACGUGACCCCCGUGACCAGUGGAUUCCACGUGAGCUUUCGCGGCAGCUUCGGGCCCAACUCCAGACUGGCCAUCUCUUACGCGACUUUCAGCUACAUGGAUUGCUUCACCGGCACGGACUUCCUGUGUCAAAACCACCGCUGCAUCUCGAGUCAACUGAACUGCGACGGCUUCGACCAUUGCGGCGAUAACAGCGACGAACCAGCGACCUGCUUGCAUGCCGAGUGGGAGAUCAAUAUGCCAGACCGCAAAUGGCAGCUGAACAAGGCCAACUAUUACUUUCCCAAGAUCGACCGCUACCCCGAUCUGAAAACAGCCACUCUGGUUUUCGUGGCCAGCAGCCUUGGGCUCAUUGUGCUCAUAUCGGCGCUCAUUAUCCUUCUCUAUGGAGUCGGCGCCAGGGCCAGGCAGCAGCGCGAGCUGCAAUCCAGACUGCGGACCAUCAGCGAGCUUCUGGUUAUCGAACUUGCAGAUGGUGCGCACAUCGAUGAGAUAUCGGUGGCGGACGACCCGCCGGUCUACGAGGCGCCGCCCAACUACGACGAAGUCAUCAAGAUCGGCAUGGAGGACGAAGCUGGCUCGAGCAGAAGGAAGAAGCAGCGCAGCCCGCGGGACGGCAGGAGGAGUAGGAGCAUACCACCCAGUCAGUGCUCAUGCGACUGCGAGCCGCAGCUCACGCUCGACAUUUACGAAGACCCGACCGCGACCAACCGCAGCGAGCUGCCGAUGGCCCACGCUGCCGACUUGAGCGAACAAUCGAUUUCAACGCCCGAGAGUCCGCCGCCAGCCUACGUCACUCCACCGGGAACUCUUUCGCGACCACUCAGCUUCGCAACGGCGAACGACCUUCCGGGUCCUAGCGGAGCUGCGACUCAUCCGGCAGGCGCUAGCCCCGGGUCGCCAGCGGCGGUCUGCGGUGCACGAAGAUGCAGGCCCGAGUGCAGCGGAGGGCGGCGAGGUCGACAACGCGAGUGCCGCUCUCUGCCGACCUCGCGAGCCGCCUCGGCCGAGCGCGACGCGACGCUAGCGGCGACGGCCACGUCGACCUCGGCGGUGGCGGCCGCCACGGCCGAGACGGACGGGGCGGACGAGUCCGCUCUCGGUGCGUAUUCGGCGGCGCACUCGCUGCUGGCGCCGCCUUCUCAUCGAGUCCCUCCGAUUAUCCUGCCGCAGUCGACGCUGUCGAGCGCUGCCUCAGCAUGCACGAGGCCCGCGUGCGCCGCCAGCUGCUGCGCGGCCGCCGGCCGACUCCGCCGAAGACGCGGGGUCGAGGGGCCCGGGGCCGCGGACGAGCCUGAGCCGGAGGCGGCCGAGCGGCGGCCCGUCCACUCGAGCUGCUCCUGCCAGGGGGCCUGUGGCUGCGCCAUCAACGCCCGCCCCGCCGCCGCGGCGCUCGACCCGAGGGCCGACUCGACUAGCGCCGACGACUCGGCCUCCGUCCGGCCGGCCUGGUACGCCAACGUCGCGAGCUCUGAUUCGGCGCCGAGCUCGCUCGCCAGCUGCUCCAGCUCUUGCAAGCUCUCCGUCUGUUCGAGGGACAGUCGCGCUACCAAUAUCUCCAGCCUCAGCGCCUGCGACAGUUCCGACAGGCUGCACCUCGACAGCUUGGAUGUCAUCUCCGAGACGACCAGCGUUCUGGGACCCGACACGCUGGCCAAUACGCCCAUCGGCGCCACUCCCACGAAGAUCGUCGCUCAGUCGGCCACCGGCUGCGAUAUCAACGGCCUUUGCGAGAGCAUCAGGGUCCUCGACACCUUCCUGGCUCGGCGCCAUGCCGCAGCGACCAGUCGAGCCGCGGGAGCAGUUAGAAAGACCGGUAAGCCGAUGACUGCGAUGGUGCUUGGCACUUCGAGCCACAGCAAUGACCGACGAUCAUCCACCUCGACUAACUGUACCGACUCGUCCAAAAGGGAACAGGCGAGAAGAACACUCUGACGCUCAACUGAAGACAAUCGGGCCGAAUAGAUCUCGUUUGCAUUUCCCAUUUUCGUAGCAGCUGACAAGGGAAGUGAUACGAGGAUUUUGCCAUGUCAAAAUAUAAGCAGCCAUUUGAUCUGUUUAGCAGCGAACAAUAUUUUAAUUAUACUUCAGUUGUAAAGAAUCUGAAUCUUUUUAACGAAGAUUGGGUUAUUGGUUUAUUUAACUGUUAAAUUUUAGCAAACAAUUCGAAUCGAAAACUCCACUUAAAAAUAUUUAUUGAAUCGUAAAGCUUUGUUAUAUUGUGCUAUUUUGUUUCACCAAUUUAAACCAUGAAUCUGUACGAAAAAUACAGAGCUUACGACAACAAAUUGAUAGUUUUUCACGACUAUAUUUUUAUAUUAAAGAAAGUAAUUAACGAAGACAACAUAAAACAAAAAAAUUGAUUUUAUUCGAUUAUAAAUAAGAUGAUGUGCAAUGUUAAUAUAAAUCCGUCCCUAAAUCGAAACAUUGUAAUAAUGAUUAUGGAAUUGAAUGUGAAUAAUUCUAUUUGAAUA